Scylla paramamosain (green mud crab) is the source of this 1593-nucleotide messenger RNA. RefSeq names its product serine/threonine-protein kinase 36-like. The coding region runs from base 121 to 1140 and encodes 339 amino acids. The record is from RefSeq and is a predicted model, not a curated record. Gene Ontology annotation, cellular component: cytoplasm. NCBI's taxonomy places the organism in Eukaryota, Metazoa, Arthropoda, Malacostraca, Decapoda, Portunidae. Gene Ontology annotation, molecular function: ATP binding; protein kinase activity. Gene Ontology annotation, biological process: protein phosphorylation. The transcript is spliced from 2 exons.
AGAGAAUGGUGACGAUGAAUGAAAUGACCAGAAGGACAUACAGGAAUAAAACAAAUGGUACAAGAUAAUGAUCUGCUGUGGUGCAAGUGGAUGAUCAAUCAGGUAGUAACCACAUGAAAGAUGGAGGAGUACAAGGUGCUGGAGGCAAUAGGACAAGGUUCAUUUGGAAGAGUGUUCCGAGGAAAAUGCCUCCUUAGGGGGCAAAUUGUAGCUCUCAAGUUUAUUCCAAAAAGAAAUAAAGUAGAAAGAGAAUUAAAAAGUCUCCUGCAAGAAUGUGAAAUUCAAAGAGGUCUGGCACAUCCAAAUAUUGUUCGUACAAUUGACUCGUUUGAGACAGAAAAUGAAGUUGUGGCUAUUAGUGAGUAUGUGCCUGGCCAACUUUUUCAACUUUUAGAGUCCAAUGGUCCAUUAAGAGAGGAAAGAGUUCAACAGAUUGCUUGCAACUUAGUUUCAGCAAUUUAUUAUUUGCAUUCUCAUAGAAUUCUCCAUAGAGACAUAAGCCCCAAAACAUUUUGCUCUCAUCAACUAGUGAAGCAAAACUGUGACUUUGGAUCCUCCAGAAAAAUGUGCAUCAAUACCUAUGUAUUGACAUCUGUUAAAGGCACUCCAUUGUAUAUGGCACUUGAAUUAAUUGAGGAGAAACCUUAUGAUCACAAUGCAGAUUUGUGGUCCCUUGGGUGCAUCCUUUAUGAACCACUUCUUGGAAAGCCACCCUUUUGUACCACUUGUAUAGUUCAGUUAAUCAAAAUGGUGAGAAGUGAACCAGUCAUAUGGCCGGGAGGAUGGAGCAAGGAUUGUUCCACUUUUUUACAUGGACUCCUUGAGAAAGAUCCAAGCAAAAGGCUCACAUGGCCAGCUUUACUUGAGCAUCCUUGGGUUCAGGAGGGAGUAGUGUUUGUUGAACAUUCUCUGAAUAUAAUGCCUCUCACUGAUCCUUUGACAGUGUCUCAACACCAGCUAAAACAACAACAAUGUAAAGAAUUAGUAGAAAGAGCUGCUGGACAGUCAAGAGUGGCUGGCCAGUCUAACAUUAGAAAGUUGUCUCUAUAUCAAAAGAAGUUUCACCACAAAGACUUGAAUUGUCAACUUUGCAGGCUGAUAGAGCAGUGGAUGAUGUAUCUUUACCUCCUGCACCUGUAAGCUUUCCUCACCAGAAUGAGAGAAAGAAAAGCAUAGGAAUUCCUCAAAUAGAUGGUGAAACCUUAAAAAAGUUACAAGCAGUUCAUCUCCAAAGUGGCUCAUGUCAAGAGGAUCAAGGCUCAAGAUCUCCAUCUCCAUAUCAACAGCAUUACAGAGGAAGAGAGAAAGUGAUUCGAGUUUGUUUAGAUAUCUAGUUCAACUGAUGCAUCAGUUCAAAGCCUGAAACAGUGUGUACACACAGUGGAAGCUGAUGUCCACAUUAAUGGAUCCUCAAAGGAAUCUGUUCCAGCAGCUGGACAAGAUUAUGAACCUGAUGUUAAGAAGUGCAAUUGGGGCAUCAGUCAGGAAACUCAGCAGAAUAUCUCAGGAGCCAGGGUUCAAGGAAGAGGAUGUCAAAGACUUUCAGACAUAUGGACCAGUACCUCUAGAAGAUCGCAAAGAUAGUAUGGUCAG